CCGAUGGUUGGUUUAGGAGUAUAAAAAGUGGAGUGGUGUGGAAGCCUCCCUUUGCUUUUGUGUUGUCGUGUGCUCUGCAGAAUUUGAAGGUUCUGUUUAGGGAGAGAGAGAGUAUCCAAAGCCUCUUUUGACAUAUCCAUAUUCGUGGCAAAAGCCUCAUUUCGAUCGCUCCAGGAAGAAACACAAGGUCGCAACUUAUCCCAAACGCAUAUCCCAAAGCCCAACACGUCGCCCAACCAUGAGCUUCGUCACAGUCUCCCUCAUCCUCCUCGUCGCCAUCCUCCUCUACAAAUUCCUCGCCCCACCCCCCUCCCUCGCCUCCCUCCCCUACGCACCCAUCCUCAAAACCCUCCGCGGCUUCAUCGGCAACGAGCCCUUCGACAUCCGCUACUUCCGCGACCGUGCCGCCAUCCAUUCGCCAAAAGAUGGCAUUGCGCGCCUGUGGAUCGUCGGCCGAUGGACGAUCGUGCUCACCAACCCGGAGUAUGCGAAGCAGGUGACGGCGAAUCCGAACAAGUUCCCGAAGGUGAUUAUGGCGGAUACGCCGUUGUUCAAGCAUACGCAUGUCGUCAAGGCGUUUGGACGGAAUGUGGUUGGUACCGGCGGCACCGAGUGGAAGCGGCACAGGAAUGUGGUCAGCCCGCCGUUUUCGCGCCCGUUAGACCCGGAGUUGUUCGCCAAGUCGGUUGAGAUGCUGAUUGCGCGCCUCAACGAUGCUGCUGCUGCUGCCGAGAAGGAUGCAGGCAAGGGGAUUGAUAUGUACCCCUGGAUGCAGCGCCUAACCCUCGACGUCCUCGGCAAAAUCAUCUUCAGCUUCGAUUUCGGCUCCCUCUCCUCCGCCGAACCCAGCCGCUACGUCACGCUCUACAACGACCUCAUCGCCGCCGUGCUCAAACCCAUCAUGUUCGUCUUCCCCUUCCUGCCCUUGCUGCCGCUCGAGUCCAACAGGCGCACUGAGAGGCAUAUUGAGGAGUUUAGGGGGUUGAUGAAGGGGAUGGUUGCGGAUCGCAGGCAGAGGUUGGAGAAUGUGCAUAUUGGGGAUGUGAAGCCGGCGGGGAAGACGUCCCAGGAUUUGUUGGAUAUGAUGGUGGAGUCGAGCAAUGAGAAUAAGGAUCCGAUGCAUCAUUUGAAUGAGGAGGAACUCAUCAACGAUUUGACAAUCUUCUUCGUCGCUGGGCAUGAUACGACCUCCAAUGCCCUCUCUAUUGCCCUCCACUACCUCGCCGCCAACCCCCACAUCCAAGACCGCGCCCGCAAACACGUUCGCACCGUCAUGGCCCUCCACCCUCGAAAUGCGUCGACUACGGACCCGACCCCCUCCAAACUCUCCUCCACAAUCCCCUCCGCAGACGCCAUCCGCAAAUUCAGCUACAUCCACGCCAUCAUCAAAGAAUCCCUCCGCCUGUACCCCUCCGCGACCGCCCUGGGCUUCCGCCGCUGUGUCGAGGAUACACGUUUCGGAACACACUUGGUGCCCAAGGGGACGUGGCUGCAGGUCGAUAUCUUCGGUAUGCAUCGUGACCCGGCUCUAUGGGGCGCCAACCCGGACGAAUUCGACCCGGAGCGGUUCCUAGCACCCCCCGAAAAAACCGGCAACGAAGAUGAAGACGAAGACGAUCUCCUCGCCGCCCCGCGCGCCAUGCAAAACCAUCCCGGGUGGAUGCCCUUCGGCGGAGGCAGCCGGAUCUGCCUGGGGAUGCAGUUCAGUCUUAUGGAGCAGAAAGUCGCGCUUGCGAUGUUGUUGAACACGUUCAGGUUCUCGUUGCCGGCUGGUGACCCCGACGCGCAUCAUAUUACGCUUACGACGGGCGGGUUGUUGAGGCCGGAGGAGGCGAGGAUUUGUAUUGAGCGGCUUUGAAGUCGCGCUCGAGAUUUACCUACUUGCAAACCAGGUCUUGCGUUUGUUUUCUUUCGAUUUCUUUAACCCCCACAUCUGUACAUAUGCCAACACCCCCGCGCCCGGUUUCCGAGUUUUGUGAUACCCCAAUACCCCACCGCCUGAGUUUCUGUUUGAUUCCCUUGCAUGGAAAACCCCUCCAUCGCGAUCCCAUACUCCUCCUCAGUUACCACAAGAUCCACGAUGCGUUGCUAACCUCUCGUUUUUGAUUCUCUUUCUGAGUUUCGUCGCAUUCUGUACUACUGCUUCAAAAUAAAGAAAACUCGAGCCGAA
This is a messenger RNA of Fimicolochytrium jonesii, 2170 nucleotides long. RefSeq names its product cytochrome P450. Gene Ontology annotation, molecular function: iron ion binding; heme binding; monooxygenase activity. The record is from RefSeq and is a predicted model, not a curated record. The transcript has 2 exons. NCBI's taxonomy places the organism in Eukaryota, Fungi, Chytridiomycota, Chytridiomycetes, Spizellomycetales, Powellomycetaceae. The coding region runs from base 239 to 1858 and encodes 539 amino acids.